CAGAAGUGAAGAGUUAUGGCUAACAACAGCAGCAGCAGCUGCUGCAGCAACAACUAACAUUAGCUGGCAUUUUCCUCAGGAACCAGCGCAUGAAUGUAUUUGUGAAGCCAGUCUCUGCUGAGCUGAAGCGCUGAAUGUCCUUUUAGUGUCGGUGAAAAUGACUCCGAGAUGACUCACCAGUGGCUUGGACAUCUGUGAUCUGACAGAAGAUGAGGCUUGCUCAGUUUGUCAGACUUGUCAUGGCUUGCAAUGAUUGCUAGUGUAGGCACAUAAACCAAACUGACAUGGACAACAAACUAUAAUGAAUCAUGUUUGUUGCUUCUUGCACAUCGCACUCACUACAAAAACUAACUACAUCAAUUAUCAUUUAGUUUGUUUUGAAUGGAUUUCAGUUGAUAACCAGUGCUGACGAUGUCACUGGGCGAGCAGUCUCAAAAGUGGUUUCCAACCCAUGUCCAAGCCACUGUUCUUCAAGCUACCGGUUUACAGCCCAAGGGCAAAAAUGGCACCAAUGAUGCCUACACAAUCAUCCAGCUGGGCAAAGAGAAGUAUUCAACGUCAGUGGCAGAGAAGACGCUUACCCCGGUCUGGAGAGAGGAGGCCUCCUUUGAAUUACCUGGAUUGCUUUUGGAGGGCAACCCAGAAGUAUAUGAACUCUGCCUUAUCGUGAUGCAUCGCUCCUUGGUUGGGAUGGACAAGUUCCUGGGUCAGAGGUCCAUCAACCUUAAUGAAAUCUUUGAUAACAAGGAGCGAAAGAAAACUGACUGGUAUUCCUUGGAGUCCAAGCCGGGGAAGAAGAGGAAAGAUCGAGGCCGCAUCCAAGUCAGCAUCCAGUUCAUGAGGAACAACAUGACGGCCAGCAUGUUCGACCUCUCCAUGAAGGAAAAGCCCCGCUCGCCUUUUUCCAAACUGAAGGACAAAAUGAAGGGUCGCAAACACGACAGCGGCUUCAGCGACACGUCUUCAGCCAUCCUGCCUCGCUCUGCCGUGUGCGACGCAGAGCCCAGCCGUCAGUCCUUCGCCCCAGAACCACAACCCCAGCCUGAAGCAAAGGUCAAGAGACCGCUGCUCGCUGGGGCCCAUAAACUCUCUGCAGCCCAUUCCAUGUCAGAUCUCAUUGGGACUCACUUUCGGCCCAAACUGGACUCCAUGAACUCCAUAGAAGAGAGUGGCGGCCCUCACAGGCGUUCCCAGAGCGAGGUGCCCGGCUACCAGGACGGCGAGGCACACAGUGACCCUUUCACUGAUAUCAGUGACACCCUGCCACAGAAGUAUGCCACGCUCCCACGCAACCGCAACCCAUUCGAGGGGGAGCACGGGCAGCUGUGGGACCGGGCGGAGCGGAAGGAGAAAAAGGAGAAGGUCAGCCUACUGGAACGCGUGACUGGAAAGAAGGAAGGCCGCAAGACCAGCAACGGGGGCCGUUCAGGCAGCUCUGGAGACCUACGCUCCCCGAACCCAUUUAGUGGAGACUCGCAGGCAGACACUAACCCGUUCAUCUCCAACUACAAAGCCAGUGAUAAAAAGUUAACAGGAAAUGAAGACAUCACCUUUGGCCCUAAGAAGAAGGACAUCUUCGGCAAGAAAAAGGAGGGGACGCAGGAAAGCGUGGCCGCCUACAGGAACUUGUCCUUUGAGGAAGUUGUGCAGGAACUCAUCAAGCAGAAAGAAGUGGUGAAAAAGAAAGACGCCCACAUCAGGGAGCUGGAAGACUACAUCGAUAACCUGCUUGUACGGGUCAUGGAGGAGACGCCGAGCAUCCUGCGGACACCCUAUGAGCCAAAAAAGAAGGCGGGUAAAAUUUCUAAAAAGUAGAGUGGGGAAAAAACGCAGGAUGAGAAGUUACUAAUGAAGGUUUAGCUGUAGCUCGUGCAUCAAUAUCGUGUGGCAAAAUAAGUGGGAACAAAUGGGAUUGAUCAAAGCCAAAUUAAUGAUUGAUUUAAGUCUUUACUUUAGGACAUUUUUAUUCAAUGGAUGUAGUUUUUGUAAACUUUUUUUCCAAUGUUUUUGUUAUUUUAGUACACAUUUGUUUGGCAUUCCGAGAUUUACAAUUUAGAGUUACUUAACGUAUACUUGUUGCGGUGCAUUUUUAGGUACUUAAACCGAAUAAGAGAAAUUCAUCAGUCUAGUCAAACAAAUCCAUAUUUUUGACAAAUAUUAAGCGUAGCUACAGUUUAUUGUAUGCACUUGUGAACCCACAGAGGUCUGGUGCACAUGCAGCUGCCAUCACUCGCCCAGAAGCUCUUAAGGUGCACAUGCAGCCAAAUUCGUGUUUACCAGAUGGUGCAGUCGCAGUUGUGUGCCGAAAGACGGUCAAGUGGUCGAUAAGACAAAGCUGUAGUUAAUGUGUUUACGCUCGAGCACAAGUCUCAAACUUACCACCCAAACUACGAAACGCAUUUGGCGAAGGCAGCAUCAGCUUUGCCUCUUCUGUGCUGCAGAUGUACACGAACUCUGUGCUCCUGCCCAAUAGCCUGAAUGAUUCAUAGGUAUUCUUAGAAAGAAAGAGAGUUAUGGUGAGAAGUUGCUGGACAGUAUCUGGUUUCUCUCUAGCUUACCUUUUUUUUUUCCCUUCAAAAAUAACGAACAAACGUGCAUUGCUGUUAUCAGUUACUGACUUUUCAUUCUUUAUUUUAUUCGUGAUGACUAUCAUUUAAGUUUCUCGGGCCAAUGGUCUCGCAGUCACUCGUUGAAGGUGAUCAUUUUACUGACUUUAAGUGCAAUAAUCACAUCUUGCUUUACAUUUGGCUGGUAAUGUUCUUGUUUACAAUUUUUUAAUCAAAACUUUGAGUCAAACUCAUCUCUUGCUAUUAAUUAAAUUCACUGGAAAAGCCUGGAAAAGUUAUAUUCUCCAUGGACUGACCAGCCUUCAUCUCCUUCAAAUGCUGUUUUUGCUGAAGAUUGUAUUAACGGUACCAAGCUGCACAUGUGGAUAUAUGCUGAACAAUCUUUAUUUAUAAACGUUUCAUAGCUCAUUUACAUAUGAACAUUAUUUUAUUGUAUUUGGAAGGUACUUUAUGGUAAAAACGCUACUGUAUACCCCCUCCCUCACCACCCUUUCUACUGUAAUAACACUGAACAGUUAGUACAAAUCCAAAAAAAAAAAAUCAAAUUCAGACAUAUUUCACAUAUUAAGGUCUUACUGAUACUGUUUUUAUUUGUAGUUACAUCAGCAUUAAUAGACUGUACCUAGUCACAAAUUGUGUGCUGUGCCUCAGAAUAUUUCAGCUGUUAUUUUCUUUUUGUGUCUUAACAAAACAGUCCAACUUCUAACAUUCACACACAGUAAAAUCGAGGUGUCUCAGCAGUUCAGUGCGUGCUGAUGAUGAUCACUUUAUAAUUGUUCGAGGUAAACAGCCAAUGAGUGUCAUUCGGGUCACAAAUAACAGUUUGACAGCAUGUGUCAGAAGCUAACUCCUCAUUUCACAGUUUUAUGUCACAUAUGUCGCCUCAAUCUGCGAUGGUAAUGUCAUAACAACAUAUGUUGUUUCCAUGUUCAACUCUUCAAUUCUGUGAAUUUAUCGCUGAACAAAUGCCGAGUGAGCGACGGGGCAGCUGUUGGAUCACGCUGCUGGUAUUAAAAUGAACUAAACGACUACUUUAAAGGUUACUCUUAAAGUUUUUAUCACCUGUGCUUGAGCUAGAUGUUCAAUAAUCACUUACUGAUGUUUAGGUUUACAUUUUGAAUUGUUUAUUCCUAUUUAACAGAAAACAGCUUCACAUACAGUGUUAAACACACUUUGUAUUAUCAUUGUAAGUUUACCCAAAGUUGCACGCCAUUUUGAAUGGUCUAUCUCUUUAUUAGAUAAUGUUCCACUUUGUCCUUUUGCUGGUAUAAUUUCUGGUAUUUAUAUCUAUUUUGUAAUUCCUUUCCAGUCUUCUACAAUAUUUGACCUUCACACUGUACGAUACCAAAUCACGGCACUGUAUCUGUGAAAUGUCGACAGUCGAAAACACUUGUUUAAGUUUUUCACGAAUCAGAAACACUUGUUUGUCGUGUGCUGAUUAUUUCUGCUGCUACGAAGGUAGUGACUUUAUCUGAAGGUGUGUGAUCUCUUCUUUGGACUUGAAGCCAAAAUCUCCCGUUACUGAAUGUAUUCUGGUCGGUUGAAAUACACAAUUCUGAAAUGUGGGAUAUCGCGUACACUAACAAGGCCAUCGAACCUUGCUUGCCUUUAAAGUAUUUGGUGUAUCCAAAGAGAUCAUUUCACAUGGGCGAUUCUUCUCCCCUUCCUUCUCUCUCUCGGUCUGAUGAAACUCAGACAUCUUCAUUACGGACAAGAAGUGAUUGCUGGUACGGUUUUUGUGCGAUGAUGUGACACAGAUGUAAAUUCCUUUCUAUCGGAGCACGGUUAUUUGAUCUGCAUAUAUUUUGUAAAGCUGUUUGAAUCAGUUCAUAAAAUGAUGAGCAUUGUGUGAUACUAAUUAAUAAGAUAUGUGGAUAUGAAUCUGUUUUCCAUCAUGGAAAAGCUUCUCACUGAUUGCCUUCCUACAUGUGCUGAAGUGUAAACUCUCUGUCUCCUCGUGUUACGGGCUUCACCAACUGUUUUAACUAGUCUGUGAUGGUAGUUAACCAGUUGUUCACGGACCUUGUCGAGCUCCUGAUGCUUCCAUUGUACAUACUGUACAGUCACUUUGUAAGAUCACAUCAGCUCCUUUUGACUUUUUGCACAUUUUGUUGUGCUGUGAAAUGUUUGAAAUGUGCUUCCUGGGGAUUUACUCCGUCUGAGGUUCAGUCAAAGUGCGAGUUCAGCUAAAUGAAACUUGAAAAGUGGGAAUCGAAGUGUAAAAUUGAUUUGAGCUAAACUGACAUUUGCAAAGUUGUGAAAUCUGGAGAUAGAUGUUUUCUCUUGCUAGCAAUGAGAGUGCAUGGAUUUCAGGGGAUAUUUUUAAAGGGGUAGUGAAGAGUUUUUUGAAGUGGGGUUGUAUGUGGUACUUAUCCAUAGACAGUGUCUUACAUACAGUCGGCACGCCCCCAGUUUGAAAAAGUAGGCUGGAGUCUGAGCAGGCAAUCUGCUGCUGUAGAGGGGACGGCAACAAAAUGUGUUUUAGCCACCUAAAAAAAAAAAAAAUCAAUGUCAUUGUAAGUGUACGCUAUAUUUAGAAUAUUUCCUCUGCUUUACUGUAUGCUGGCAAUUUCCGACGGGAAAAUGACGCUGUUUUACCGCUCUCUUCUAAGCCAGACUCCAUUGAGAAAAACAGUAAUUUAACAUUGCUGAACACAGGAGCAUCAGUCAUUUUGUCUGUUACACAAUAACGCAAACAAACCAGCGGAUCAAAGCAGUGGUAGACCAGUAGCACCUGUUUCCAAUCAGCAAAAAAUGACUGCUUUUGUCAGCGGAGUCAAAAAAUCAGAACUAUCCCUUUAAUGUAUGUCACAUUUUGCAUUAUAGAGUACAGUACAUAUAGAGAGUAUGGAACAGGUGACUCACACGUAGGUCCACAAUGUGCCCUAAAGCACCGCUGUUUUGCAGGAAUGAUGAAAUAACAAAUGAUAAGGUCUUAAUAAAAAAAAACUGUUGAACACAUUUGGACCCUGAGGUUAUUUAGUUCAAAUGAAAAAUGAGGGGUGCGUAGUUCAAAUUAAUUAAUUUUGCCUGUCAUUUUUCUUUCAGCUUGAUUGCUACAUUUGCUUUAUGCUGUGAUAUAAUUUGGUGCUUUGGUAGAUGUCAGGCUAAAAUACAAAUCUAAAUGAAAAGCAUUUUCAAAUCAUUUUCUAGCACAACAGCGGAAAGGGGUACAUUGCAAAAAAAAAAAAAACCUACAUCAUUAUUAUACUUCUUCCUUGCCUCUUUGCAUAAUAUUUGUCAUCCAAUUAAUGCCAGUGUUUGAAUAUGCAAAGCACUAAAAAUGCUCUGAGGCAACAUUUCCUAUAAAAUUUGGCCAUGGCCUGUGUUGUAAUAUAUAGAUUGUUUUGCACAUGCAUUGAAGUACUAAGUGUUGUAGGUGAAUGUCCGCCUCAUUCCGAAAAAAAAAAAAACCCAAAACAAACAAACAGCGCAAACAAAUGGUGAUUUUUUUUUCCCAUGUUGACGAAGCAUGCAUUGAACCUUUUGAUGAAGAUGACAUAAAGCUCAAGUCGGAUCUCACAAUCCUCCUCUGGCAGUCUUUUAAGUCUUCUCUACUGAUAAUAUGAUGCUGCUUGCCAUAGGCCACAUACAGCUGCCAGACACUAAGACUUAAGCUCCCGCUAAAUCCCCUGACGGUGCUUGUAAUGUGGCACACAGUUUUGAAGGAAAUGAUGACUGUGUUUAUAAAAGAUCUCGCCAGUUAGCAAAGCUUCAUUGAGUUUACGGAAUUGUACGGAGCACAGAGGUGCCGACACAAUUAAACAUCGUUUUGAGUUUAGUGCCCCAACAUGGCGGAGACCGAAAAUGACAUUUUGAUACUAACAUGUUGCUCUACUUGUGAAAGGUAGUCAAACUGAAUGGGUGCCGCAGUUCACUCAGGCACACGCCUUGUAAUGUAAAUGGGUGUGUUUGGAUUCUUGUCAUAUCUGCAUGUCAAUCACACGUUUUGAUCAUGUUACACUUGAUAUUAUUGCCAAAUUCUAUGUCGUUUUCCUGAUCUAGAAACUAUUGAUUCCACUAGAUGGGGUUCAUCCUCAUUAAUACUCAUCACACUACCUUAUUGUAAUGUAUUUAACUCUGAAGUGUACAGUGUGUAAGUGUGUUUCCUUUUGUUAAAGAAGGUAGAUGAGUUUUUUUUUUUGUUUAUUUUCACACAAUAGCCAAUAUGCAAGACUUUCAUAUCUGAUUGUGUGGGGACAAGAAUGUAUGUCUUUUUUAAAACACGUUGGGGUCUCAAAGAUGUAUACUGUAUAUUAUGAUAACAGUAUAGUGCUGUUAACGAUGACUGUAUAUAAAGUGCCAACACAAGCACUAAUUCAUCCGAAUUUGGUGAUGCAUUUCUUUAAUAUUCACCCAUUCUCCAUACAGUUUCAAUCAUCAACUUUUAGAUAUCAUCAUCAUCAUUAUAAUCAAACUCCAAUGUUCAACUGGAUGUAGUUUAAAUGACACAAGCAAGAUUGUAUUGUCCUUUUCAAUAAACUCACUGUAAAUGAAAA
Plectropomus leopardus (leopard coralgrouper) is the source of this 7066-nucleotide messenger RNA. RefSeq names its product RAB11 family interacting protein 2 (class I) (gene rab11fip2). Gene Ontology annotation, molecular function: small GTPase binding. The record is from RefSeq and is a predicted model, not a curated record. Gene Ontology annotation, cellular component: endosome; phagocytic cup. Lineage: Eukaryota; Metazoa; Chordata; Actinopteri; Perciformes; Serranidae. Gene Ontology annotation, biological process: regulated exocytosis.